Lachnellula hyalina is the source of this 3705-nucleotide messenger RNA. RefSeq names its product RNA-dependent RNA polymerase (gene RDR2). Gene Ontology annotation, biological process: siRNA processing. The record is from RefSeq and is a predicted model, not a curated record. The transcript has 6 exons. NCBI's taxonomy places the organism in Eukaryota, Fungi, Ascomycota, Leotiomycetes, Helotiales, Lachnaceae. Gene Ontology annotation, cellular component: nuclear RNA-directed RNA polymerase complex. Gene Ontology annotation, molecular function: nucleic acid binding; RNA-directed RNA polymerase activity. The coding region runs from base 1 to 3705 and encodes 1234 amino acids.
AUGGAGCAGCCUCAGGGCAUAGAAGUGCAUAUCCGCAACGUGCCUGUUCAAAGUACAGAGAAUGCGCUGCGAAACUUCCUCAAGCCCUACCUUCAAAACUUGUCUAUUCAAAACGUCCAUUUCCGGAAGUCUCGAGACAGUCCAUACGCUCAGCUAACGUUCCUAAGUAUUGACGAUGCUCGAAAGUUCCUUCUCCAUUACGGCCAGGUUAAGGUUGCCGGAAGUCGUCGAGGAGUCAAGUCCAGCGCGAGGUCCAUCAAUCUUAGAUUCUUGGGGCAAUAUAUCUAUUGCGAGCGCAGCAAUCGGGAUGCAAAUCCACACCUCCUUCGAGUGCUAGCUAGGGAACAGCAUGAGCGACAAUCCCAGGCUUUGGUCCAACACAACCAUCAUGCUAAACCCAAAGUCUUUCCCGUCACCUUCCAAUGUUCAUUUGUAUCUUGCGGCGUGUGGGCCUAUGUCAACUCGGACCUUGUCUUCUCCCCUCAAGUGAAUUGGCAUGUCAGUGGUACAGCGAGAUUUGGGGAGAGGGUCAUGAUUCUGACGCUUGAUGAUGGCCGUCGAAUUGAUUUCCGCUACACUAGUACCUUGGGUAUUAUCACUGAGGACGGAUCUACGCCAUCAUUAACGUUUUCAAUGCACGAGCCUCCACGAUUCUUUGAGAAGAUCACCACGGAUCCAAUUGUCGACUUGUUUGCAAAACUUGGCCUCCAACCACAACAGACGAGACAGUCACCAACAAGAAAGUUUGGACCCGAUCGUCAUCGUCUUCCCUAUCUUGACGAUACACAUAAGCCCAUCGCGAGGACCUGUCUUGUAUACCGCAUCGCUCUCAACCAUGUGCAUUACACCGACCUUGGCCUUGUUAUGGACGUAAACGAGCGGAUGAACACUCUCCGUUUAGCUGCCCGUCAAAUGCCCUCAAUGUCCGACCGGCGGAUAGAAAUUCAGAGAUACCCAAAGUCGUAUGCUGAUGGGUUAAAGCUUCUUCAUCACGCCUUGUUAAGCCCUCGAUGUGAAAUCCCCUUCGUUUUAAAGUUUCAGAUACAAAAGUUGGCGCAGGAUGGUUAUUUGUCGCCUUCCACCGUUCUGGCACUUCUUCCCGAGUUUGCAUCCAUGGCGAGACGAACAGAAACGGCUACAUGCGUCGAUGCGGCCAGGAAGCUUUUCAAUCAGAUCAAUUUUCCUGGACCAGAGACAGAGGCUACCGAGUUUGACCAGGAAGCUUUAAUUGAGUUGCUGAUGGAGAACGAAGCCCGGUGUAAGCGCGAAUCGAGAGCAUUGGCGAUGCAGCAAGAGAGGGUGACUCAGAACGUGGCAGUCAUUCACAGAGCCAAAGUGAUGCCAUCUGGCAUCCACCUUCAUGGACCUGAGCCCGAGACCAACAACAGAAUUCUGAGAAAGUAUCCUGGGCAACAUGAGUCUUUCCUCCGCGUACAAUUUUGUGAUGAAGAUGGCCAGCCGGUUCGUUUUAAUCCUCGAAUAUCUAAUGACAAAAUAUAUCAUGGACGGUUUAAAGAGGUUUUCCGAGAAGGAAUUGAUAUUGCUGGCCGUGUUUACAAAUUUCUCGGGUUCUCACAUUCGUCCCUUCGAGCUCAAUCUUGCUGGUUCAUGGCCCCAUUUGUCUACGAGAACUCUCUACUCCUCGACAGAAGGCUCAUCCAAUAUCUUGGGAAUUUUUCAUCGAUUCGAUGUCCAGCGAAAUGCGCCGCAAGAAUUGGGCAGGCAUUCUCUGAUACAAGAACGGCAGUCACGAUUGAUCUGACAGAUUAUUAUGAGAUACCGGACGUUCAGAACAACGGUCGUGUAUUUAGCGAUGGUGUCGGUACUAUUUCAUCAUCUCUCCUGGAGAAGAUCUGGGAACGCCUUCCAAAAAAGACGCUUCCAAGACCUACAUGCCUUCAGAUCCGUUUUAAGGGAGCCAAAGGUAUGAUAUCGCUGGAUUCUCGUGUGCAAAAGCCUGCACUAUUUCUACGCCCUUCCAUGAUAAAAUUUGGUGGUUCAAAUUCAGCAGAUGUUGAAAUUUGUGAGGCAGCAUACAAACCGCUUCCGAUGUACCUGAACCGGCAGUUAAUCAAGAUACUGGAGGAUAUGGGGGUUGAGGACAAGUUUUUCCUUGACCUCCAGGCGAGAGAAGUCAAACGCUUGCGAGACAUUACGGAAAAUCCUAUAAAUACCUCAACUUUCCUAAAGCGGCAGUCAGUUGGCGAGCCCUUCCACUUCCCGUGGUUAAUCCUAGCUCUUGCAUCACGCAACCUCGACUUUCGUUCGGACGGCUUUCUUCGCGACACUGUGGAGUUGACGUUGUUGUCAGAACUUCGCAAGCUCAAGCACCAGACAAGAAUUCCCGUCCAAAAGGGCUACCAUCUACAUGGUCUUAUGGACGAAACCGGAUAUCUUCGAGAGGGAGAGAUAUUUUGCUCUGUCGUUGAGGAUGGUGUCCCAAAAUACAUUACCGGCAGAAACUUGAUUAUUUCACGGGCUCCGGCACUUCAUCCUGGAGACGUGCAGCUGGUGGACGGAGUCAUACCUCCUAAGAAUUCUCCACUUCUCCAAAUACACAAUUGUAUAUGUUUCAGCCAACACGGGGCCCGCGACUUGCCCAGCAAACUCAGCGGUGGUGAUUUGGACGGCGACCGUUAUUACAUCAUGUGGGACGAGAGGGCGAAAGUCAAAAAAGUCUUUCAGCCGGCCGACUAUCCAAUCCAACAGCCCGUGGAUAUUGGUCGAUUGGUGGAGGUGGAAGAUAUGACGAAUUUCUUCAUCCAAUUCAUGGAAACUGAUCAGCUUGGUCGAAUUGCUGUUCAACAUCGAGUGAUGGCUGACCAAAAAGAAAGGGGCGUCUGUGAUGAAAACUGCAUCCGCCUGUCCGAAAUGCAUUCCACUGCGGUCGAUUUCUCGAAGACAGGCAUUCCCGUUGAUAUGACCAGAUUGCCAAAAAAUAAUCCAUGGCGCCCAGACUUUGAAGCUCCCGGCCCGCACGUUAUGAUCGAGAAGAACAAUGGCAUUGUAUUCGAAACCAAAACAUUCCAGGAACCACUUGACCAGGAGGAUGAAGACGAUGAGUUCACAAGCUACAGGUACUAUGAGAGCAACAAAAUCCUUGGGAAGCUCUACCGCGCCAUUGAUGAGCAAGCUGUUUUCCAGGGUAUUCAAAAACGAGCUUCCGCCGAUGGAAUUACAAGUCGCUCUAAUAUCAUUGACGAAGUCUGGAGUUAUGUUGAGAGAAAGGUUCAAGGAUUCCAGUGGGAGGACCAGAUGGAAUGGGCCGAAGACAUUCGUGACAUGUAUGAAGAAGCACUUCUCAACACCAUGACAGACUAUAGUCAGCACCCCCAACGCCCUCUUUCCGAACUCGAAGCCUUCACCGGCGCCAUUCUCGGCAGAACCGGUGUUCCGAAUCGUUACCAACGUGAGCUCUCGAAGACUAUGAAGGAGAAGUUCGAAGAGGACACUACUUUUAUUGUCAACUGCAUAUUGAAGGAUGGUGAUGAGUGGUCUGAUCAGGCUUUGGAGAGAAGUGUUGCGUGCUUGGCUGUCAGCCUGAAAGAUGAUACUGUUUAUCGCAGACGAGAGCAGUUGCUUUCGUUCAAGUAUGUGGCAGCGGCCAUUUGUCUAAGGGAGGUGGAGAAGUUGCCGGGCUGGGAGGAUCUUGAACACAUUACCUUCCCAGAGCUUGGGGGUAGGACUGUACUUGCUUUGAACUGA